UUGUUGUGUUUUUUUUUUUUGCUUUUACUUGCCAAUCUCCCAACUCUCCCUUACAAAGCAAAGCACACUUUCUACUAUUGUUCACAAUGCUUGCUACACGCUCAGCAGUGCGACUUGGCCGAGCAGCAGCAGCAGCAGCACUCGCGUCUCCAUCGCAGCAGCUACAGCGCUUGACUGCCAGCAACUUGACCGCACCACUCCAGCAAUCCCAACAACAAAGGUCGUUCUCGUCGCUGCUGCUCAAUGGUGGCAGCCGACUCCGGAUGGGCCCGACGGGCGCAUUGUCACUGUGCUCCUCGUCAUCAUCAUCAUUGUCGCCGUCGUCGUCGUCGGGGGCGCUGCUGGGUGCAUCCACUGCAAUCACCGUGCAGGGCGGAUCGCUCGGUUGCGCCGCGCCGCGUCUCGCUGCCAGUGCAUUGCUCGCUGCGCCAACCUGCGUGCGCCAUGCCACGUUCGGACGAGAGUACCAGCCGUCAAAUUUGAAGCGCAAGCGAAAGCACGGAUUCUUGCUGCGCAUGUCGACGGCGGCCGGCCGACGUGUGCUGCUCCGACGACGGCUCAAGGGCCGCCGCAAGCUCAGCCAUUGAGGAUCGCGGGGCAACAAAGACUUUUCUAUCGAACAGAUCUAACAAGGAUGCCUUGUGCUUGGCAGGUUCGUUUUCCCCUUUGCGUUUGAACGAGAAUGGAUGGAAAGAACCAAUGCUUUUUGUUUGUGUGAAAAAAAAAAUUGUCUAAAAUGUCUCAAACUGCCUCAAAGAUACAAACCC
Capsaspora owczarzaki ATCC 30864 is the source of this 767-nucleotide messenger RNA. RefSeq lists its product as hypothetical. Gene Ontology annotation, molecular function: structural constituent of ribosome. The record is from RefSeq and is a predicted model, not a curated record. Bases 87 to 587 code for a protein of 166 amino acids. Lineage: Eukaryota; Filasterea; Ministeriida; Capsasporidae. Gene Ontology annotation, cellular component: ribosome; mitochondrial large ribosomal subunit. The transcript is spliced from 2 exons. Gene Ontology annotation, biological process: translation.